CUUCCCCGCCUCUAAAUGCAUAAACGCUCUCUGAUUGGUCCGUUUUCCCCCAUUGCUUCGCUCGAAACGGCUCCUGAUUGGGUGUCGCUCGGUCGUCAGCCGAGAAGCAUCUGCGGCUCGCGCUGUGCCAGCUGUCCUUGCGCACUCUCCUGGUGGUCGGACCGACAGACGGGAGCUCCGGCGGAGGAGGACGGUGUCGGAAUCCACAAGGAUAGACGGAUUAUGGCUGCAAACAUGGGCUCCAUGCGUAUCCUCAUCAAGGGAGGAAAGGUCGUCAAUGAUGACUUCACACAGGAAGCAGAUGUUUACAUCGAGAACGGCAUCAUACAACAGGUUGGAAAGGAGCUGAUGAUACCAGGUGGAGCUAAGGUGAUAGAUGCUUCUGGAAAGCUGGUGUUACCAGGUGGAAUCGACACCUGUGUGCACUUGCAGGACACGUUUAUGAACGCCAGCAUCCAGGACGACUUCUACAGCGGGACCAAGGCGGCUCUGAUGGGUGGUACCACCAUGGUGAUGGGUCUGGUCCUGCCCGAGCAACACUGCUCCCUGGUGGAUGCUUAUGAGAAGUGUCGCGCUCUGGCUGACGCCAAAGCAUGCUGCGACUACGCGCUGCAUGUUGGGGUGACCUGGUGGGGACCCAAGGUCCACAAUGAGAUGGAGAGCCUGGUGAGGGAGCAUGGAGUGAACUCCUUCCAGAUGUUCAUGGCCUACAAAGACAUGAUGAUGCUGCGGGAUUCAGAGCUUUAUCAGUCACUCCAGACCUGCAAGGACAUCGGGGCCAUUGCACGUGUGCACGCUGAAAAUGGAGAGCUCGUGGCAGAGGGUGCCAAAGAGGCUCUGGAUUUGGGAAUCUCUGGACCAGAAGGAAUAGAGAUAAGUCGACCAGAGGAGCUUGAGUCUGAGGCCACUCACAGGGCCAUCACAAUCGCUAACAGGGCCCGCUGUCCCAUCUACCUUGUGAAUGUGUCCAGUAUGCUGGCUGGAGACAUGAUUGCUGCUGCUAAGAUGCAGGGUAAGGUGGUCCACGCUGAAACCACAGUGGCUCACGCUGUACUGAACGGCAACCAGUAUUACCACCACGACUGGGCCCACGCCGCUGCUCAUGUCAUCGUCCCUCCGUUACGCCUGGACCCCAACACACCUAGCUACCUCAUGGGCCUGCUGGGAAAUGACACUCUGAGCGUCGUGGCUUCAGAGCACCGUCCGUUCAGCACCAAGCAGAGAGCUUUGGGCAAAGAAGAUUUCUCUAAGAUCCCUCAUGGAGUGGCUGGGGUCCAGGACAGGAUGAGUGUCAUUUGGGAACGAGGCGUGGUUACAGGAAAAAUGGAUGAGAAUCGUUUUGUUGCUGUGACCAGCUCUAACGCAGCGAAGAUCUACAACCUGUACCCACGCAAAGGACGCAUCAUCCCCGGAGCCGACGCUGACGUGGUGGUCUGGGACCCUGAUGCAGCAAGGACGAUCUCCGUGAGCACCCAGGUGCAGGGUGGAGACUUCAACCUGUACGAGGGCAUGCGCUGUCACGGCGUGCCUCUGGUCACCAUCAGCCGAGGACGUUUGGUGUGUGAGAACGGCGUGUUCAUGUGCGCCGAAGGAUCCGGGAAGUUCUACCCGCAACGCACUUUCCCCGACUACCUCUAUAAGAAGAUGGUCCAGAGAGAAAAGAACCAGGCCUAUAAAGGAGUAGAAAGGGAUCCGUACUCUGGUGAUGUGGCCAAGGUUGCAAACACAAUGAAGAAGGAGCUCGGUUUGGGUCCCAUCGACGGAGACUCCCCCAACAAACCCCCUGUUCGGGUGCACCAGGGGGUCCGAGACCUCCACGAGUCCUCCUUUAGUCUGUCAGGUUCUCAAGUUGACGACCACAUCCCCAAGAGGUCCUCUGCUCGGAUCCUGGCUCCUCCCGGCGGCCGCUCCAGUGGUAUUUGGUAACCUGUGGUGCUGGAGAUGAAACCGUUUCGACCUCUUGUGUUUUUGUUAUAUUUCCCAGCGACCAGGAAAACUGCACUGAUUUUAAACAACAGGGUUUAAAAAGGGCAAAACAAAUUCAAAUAUAAGUCUGACCGAUUUAUUAAUUAGUGGUUUGCAAAGGUGACUUUUAAAAAGUUGAUUUGUGGUUAACUGGUGUGAACUGCUCAAUAACAUAAGAUUAAAAGGGCUCUCUUGGAACUUAAAACGUGUUUUCCAAAAUCUAGCUCAUUUUAAUAACAUAAUUUGGCGGUGCUUGUGAGCCUUGUCACAUUUUAACCAGUGAAAGAUCAAAACCAGUACAGUUUUUAUGGUUCGGAACAACGUUACGGUGACAGAGUCAUUUAAAAUAAACGGAUUCCAACCUGUCACUGACCGACACUGUAGGCACCACAGCGUUAUAGUUUCUCGUGAUGAUGUGUGUGGAUCCUGUUUGUGAUUGAACGACCCCCCCCUGCGCUCGGCCUCCUGCUGCUCCAUCGACUCCACUGAGUUAUUGUUUUUGUUUCCAGUGGACAAACAGUUCUGUGUGGUGAUGAAAUCCAACUGCUUCUAACACUCUGUCCAUCUGCAUUUAUACUUCCACUGCCUCCAACCGAACCAGCGCAUGUCCUUUAAACACCCGGCCUCACCUGGAACGCCACAAGCUUUCUGGGAUUAAAACUUUGGUCCAGGUUGUGGUUUCACAAAAGCUAAAUGUUGGCAUUGCUCUUAUCAGUCGCAUGGUUUCUAUUGACCUUGCAGAGUAUCUAAAGGGAAAACAAAGAGAACAGAAGUAUAGUUUUGUUUCUGGGUUAAAUAGUUUCUGUUGUCACUGUUUUUUUUUUUUUGUCAACCAGAUUAUGACAAUGGAGUUUAUUGUAAUUCACAUGAAUAGAGGGGGAAUGCAGUCCCUUCUCAUUCCAGAGAGAUUACUUUGAGCCAUCUGAGGGUAAACAAUAAACAAAGGAGCCUCGUUUAUCAUACCAUGCUCUAAUAAAGAUCAGAAAUACAACAAUUCCUUCUUAAUAUUUCCUGCAAAGGUUUUUUUUUUUUAACACGUGCAAGUGUUUUUACAACAUCUCAAAUGUCUCUAGUAGGAAUUAGUCUAGAUUUGUUUACACAUUUUUUACCACUGGCAGCUUGUUUAUUGCAUAAUUCUGUGGUUUGACACAAUUUGUAACUUCUUGUUUAUGCAUUUAAUAUAAAUUAGGUCACAAAUGUCAUGCUGAGAGUUCAUAAUGUAAUCAAGGAUAAUGUGAGGUUGUUAUUAUAGCAGAAAGGUUGAGCUGCACAGGCUGAAAGCUGAAGAAAACCACUGACCCUCUCCCCUCCUGGCGACGCCCCACUCCUGCCUACCAGUAUCAUAUUUAUGCAUAGUCACGUUCUCAUAUGUGGUCACCCUAUACAUUUUUAAAAAAUUGUUUUUAUUUUGUGAAAAGAUUUAAUGUGCCAAUGGGAAUCACCUGUGCCACACUGUUAACAAUGCAUGGAGAGAACCACUUAAACAGACACAGUGAAGUCUCCAUCUAAAGCCACAGGUUCAUAAAAACUGGUGCUUUUUUCUAGGAUUGUUUACAGCCGUUAUCGUAUUGUCAGACAUUUCUGUGUUCUGUGACGGGCACUGUGAUUCAGUGGUUGUGUUUGUGGAGUGGUGUUGGAAAGUGAACCUGUUAAAUCUGUAAGCAGCUGCUUGUUUCUUACCACAAGAAUAACAGUAACUGAAUAAAGAUGAAAAAAAAAA
Molecule: messenger RNA, 3685 nt
Organism: Fundulus heteroclitus (mummichog)
Lineage: Eukaryota; Metazoa; Chordata; Actinopteri; Cyprinodontiformes; Fundulidae
Product: dihydropyrimidinase-related protein 5-like
Exons: 14
Coding region: 16-1926 (636 amino acids)
Cellular component (GO): cytoplasm; cytosol
Molecular function (GO): hydrolase activity, acting on carbon-nitrogen (but not peptide) bonds, in cyclic amides
Source: RefSeq, a predicted model, not a curated record